Zeugodacus cucurbitae (melon fly) is the source of this 987-nucleotide messenger RNA. RefSeq names its product seminal metalloprotease 1-like. Bases 75 to 833 code for a protein of 252 amino acids. NCBI's taxonomy places the organism in Eukaryota, Metazoa, Arthropoda, Insecta, Diptera, Tephritidae. The transcript has 2 exons. The record is from RefSeq and is a predicted model, not a curated record. Gene Ontology annotation, molecular function: metalloendopeptidase activity; zinc ion binding. Gene Ontology annotation, biological process: proteolysis.
UCAGUACUUUAUAACAACAACUAGUGAACAUUAGUAUUAGAGUUCGAAAAUUCGAAAUAUUCAUCACGGGAAAGAUGUUAUUUCUGGGUUUCUUGCUGCUUUCUGUGGUUGGUGGAAGUCGGGCUCUACCAGUAGAUGAACGGCAGGAAGACGAUCCUGAACUAACUGCUGGCUUCUUUGAAGGAGAUAUUGUGUUGGACGCGUCCCCGCGUAAUGGCGUAAAGAAUUCAGAUAAACGUUGGCCUAAGGGUAUUGUCUAUUAUAAAUUUAUGGAUGGAUUUUUUGACAAAGAACAAAUACAUUUUAUAAAAGAUGCCAUGAAAGCUAUAGAAAAUGCUUCUUGUGUUCGCUUCAAAGAGGCCGGCGAUAAUCAACCAUAUUUCGUCAACAUAACAGGUACUCAGAUUGGAUGUUUCUCUAAAGUUGGAUUUACUGCUCGUGUUCAAAAAUUCAAUCUAAAACCGUAUCCCAUAAAAGAGGGCUGCUUUCGUUUCGGCAGUAUAAUGCACGAAUUGAUGCACACACUCGGUUUCCAUCAUAUGCAGAACACUUAUAACCGCGACGAAUAUGUUCAGAUUAACAAGAAAAAUAUUGAACGAAGCGAACGGCAUAAUUUUCAAAUAUAUGAUAAGGAUUUAAUUGAGGAUUUUGAAGCAGAAUACGAUUAUGGUAGUAUUUUACAUUAUCCGAGACGUGCUUUCUCGAAGAACGGCGAAAAGACUAUAGAGCCUCUGAAGAAAGUGAAGAAGGGUCUAAUGGGUCAGCGCAAAGCUUUAAGUGAAAUUGAUAUUUACAAAUUGAAUAAAAUGUAUAAAUGUAAGAAAAAGCAUUAAUUAACUGUGUUGUUGUUGGUGUAAGUGGUUCCAUUUAAUAUAUGCGCAUAUAUAUAUAAGAUAGAAACCAAUGUUUAUUAUAUAUAUUAUUAUAUGUACUAUAUAUCUCCCUUAAUUUGACGCCUUUUUUUCGAUGUUUAUAAUAUGUUAAUUU